GAUACGGUUGUACGAUUCCAUCACGUCGAGACAAUUACAAGAUGACGAACUAUCAUAAUCUGUACAUUUUCCUCAGUUUGCUAGCUUUGGGGGAAAGUGUUAUAGUGGAAUUACCGCACGGAAAAAUACAGGGUAAGCAAUCCCUAACGUUUAACAAUAAAACGUUUUACAGCUUUGUGAAAGUACCUUACGCAUCUCCGCCGGUCGGCGAAUUAAGAUUUAAAGCACCUGUUCCACCAAAAGCUUGGGAAGGAAUUUUAGAUGCUACCAGUAAUCGUGUCGUAUGCCACCAAAUAGACCAAGAUCUCCCUCUCGAGUCAGAAGAUUGUUUAUACCUAAAUAUUUACACUCCACAGAGGAUACGUCAACGGUAUUUCCAUUUUCGGAUAAUGAAGACGAUGCGAAUAGCGGUUUAGAUAUGUGAUAUCUAAACAAUCUAAAGUGUUAAACUUCCACUUAGUUCUAACUUUGAAAAUUCAGAUACAAGCAUGAAUGUCUAAUCCGAUUCGUGGCGAUUCCGAAUAAUUUUCUAUUCCAACGAGUACUGAUUUGAGUAAGAAGUUUAUCUGUAAAUUUUGACCACACAUGGAUGAGGACUAUAUUAUGAGAUACACUUUUGGGUUUCAUGGACACAAAAUUUACCUGAGUCAUCUGAACGAUGAUAUUUUCGCAAAUAAAGCUGUAAACACUUCAAACUUGUUGUUUUGGAAGAUAUAAAUAUAAACUCG
Molecule: messenger RNA, 728 nt
Organism: Zophobas morio
Lineage: Eukaryota; Metazoa; Arthropoda; Insecta; Coleoptera; Tenebrionidae
Product: esterase 6-like
Exons: 7
Coding region: 42-416 (124 amino acids)
Source: RefSeq, a predicted model, not a curated record